Messenger RNA from Paracoccidioides lutzii Pb01, 1062 nucleotides. RefSeq lists its product as hypothetical. Bases 1 to 1062 code for a protein of 353 amino acids. The transcript has 5 exons. The record is from RefSeq and is a predicted model, not a curated record.
AUGAUGGUAGUCGAGUUCAUAGCGGAGAGGUCACCACCUCAACCUUCAUUCAUCUCAAUCACCGAAUGCCAACGUAAUGGCAGAUACAAUGAAGAACUGCGAGUGCCCCGGGACUUAUACUGUUCAGGAAGUAUUGAAUCUCGCGGCAGAGGAUAUACCAAGGCAAUAGAACCCGAUAGACUCUAUGGAGUACCGAAUUUCAGAUUAACGAUGUCAUUUCCUUUGGUGAACAGUGUUGUUGUCGUAGAAGACUGGUCCAGCUCUGGGGAGAAGAAGCAAGAAAUCCCAGCAAGCCUUUGCGGGAUAGAAUCUUCCGGUCAAUGCCCACAAAUUUCUUCGAACCCCAUUCGAAACCCGCGCUCCUCCACUCCCGGCUCUCAACAAACCCUAUGCCCCAAUCAUCCCGUCAUCAAGGCGCUUGAGGCAGAGACACUGAAAGAAGAUAUACGGCUUGAGAAGGACUCCUACGAAACUCUGAUCAAAGAAGGUGGCAUUCCGUCCCACCCGUUCGGGCUCGGACUCGAUAUAAUCGACGACCCUCCCGAACAGUAUGAGGAAUUAAUUUCAUUCUCUGGAUCGCUGGAGGACUUUUGGAAGAUAUCAGCAAAUAGUGAAGUUUGGGAACGCCAACAGAAAUAUGAAACUGAGGAUAACACACUGCUCCACCAAAACCGUGAUGAACAGAGCAAGUACGAGGACUGGAUAGAGUAUCAGGACUAUUCUCAACAACUCGUCGGAGAUGUAGAGAAACGCCUGGCCGACGGGGAACAACAGCUUGUCAUGGCACCGGAGGAACUAAAGAAUGCGGGAUUUCCAGUGGAUGAAAAGAUGAAUGAGCGCAUCAUGGACGGGGUUGCAUUGGCCUUUAUGCAGAACAUGUCCAAGGAGAAGCAGUUGAAAUUGGCUGAAGAAAGACUGCAAAGAAUUGAAUCAGAAGACCGUUUGGGAGACUCAAUAAUCGUAAAGGAUUGGAUCAGACUCUCACAGGAAGAGCCGGAACUGGGCAAAGGCAGCGGCAAUACAGCUGGUUCAAUAGCAAGGAGGGAAGUUGAACUUCUCUGA